GGCCGUCGUUUGUUGGUUGGCAGGAAAGAGCAUAAGCGGACACAACACCAUGGCGGCUGCGGCGGUGGAUCUGCGAUCGGAUGAAGGGCAAACAUGGGUGCUGCAGUGUCUGCAAGCAGCACUAGCAUCAGACACUUCCUUGAGGAGCAGCGCAGAGGAGGCCCUUCGGAUGGCUGCACGGCAACCUGGUUAUGGAAUCUCCUUGUCCAAGGUUGUCCUUUCCGGUGAAAUUUCGUACGGGGUGCGCCAUUUGGCCGCCGUCGUCCUGAAGCAGUUUGUCAAGGAGGCGUGGAAGGCGGGGGACGGCUUGGAGAGCGACAAAUCGGCAACGCAAGCCAAUCAUCAACAGUUGACGGUUGCUCAUGCGGAGGACAAGGCGUUCAUUAAGGAGUUCCUACCGAAUGCACUCGGCGAUCCGGAGGGGAAGAUCCGUACCGCAGUUGGGAUUGUCGUUGCGACGAUUGCACAGAAGGACUGGCCAGAGGAGUGGCCUGGACUCAUGGAAUUUCUCCUUUCUUGCAUCCGCGACCACUCGUCCGUCGAUCGAGUCCAUGGCGCUCUGUGCUGCUUAUCCCUGUUCGCUGAUGAGAUAGACGACUCGCAGAUGCCGUCGCUUGUCCCUGUGCUGUUCCCGGGAUUGUUCGAGGUCAUUUCCUGUCCAGAGGUGUAUGGAGUGUCCGUACAGCGCCGGGCACUCGUGGUGCUCCACAGUUGCGUCUGCACGUUGGGCAUCAUGAGCGGCGAGUUUCAGAACGAGACCAAGGCACUGAUCUCCCCCAUGCUCAUGUCCUGGAUGGCAUACUUCAGCACCGUUCUGUCAAGGCCGACGACCACGGACAAUGCCGACGAUUGGAGCCUGAAGAUAUGGGUCCUUAAGGUACUCAUGCAAGUGGUGGUCAACUUUCCCAAGCUGGCUGCCUCGCACAUGCCAAACGUGCUGCCGCCCUUGUGGCAGCUGUUUGUUGGCUGUGCCGCUCUCUACGACGAGGUCGCAGGUGCGGAAUCGUCCCAGGACCUUGUCGACUCCGAUGGAGGCGAGCUCAGUCUUGAAGCUGUCAUCGUUCAGAUCUUUGAGUUCCUUAUUUAUCUCGUCGGACAGCCUCGGUUCCACAAAGCAGUCGUGGGGAGCGUGGGCGAUCUUGUGUAUCACUCCAUCGGGUGCAUGAAGCUGACGAGGCAUCAGGUGGAAACCUGGUCAGCGGAUCCAAACCAGUACAUCUCUGACGAGGAUGACCUGACAUUCAGUUGCAGGGUUUCUGGGGCCAUGCUGCUGGAUGAGCUUGCUGCAGCUUUUGACAAUGAAGGAGUAGCAGCGAUCCAACAGGCAGUGCAGAAGAGGUUGGAGGAGGCGUCUGCAGCAAGACGAGCUGGGAAUGCUGACUGGUGGAAGAUCAGAGAAGCUGCCAUUCUCGCGAUAGGGGGAGUGUUCGAAGCGAUUCUAGAGGCGAAGGACGCUGAGGGCACGAACAGAGCAUCCAACUUUCUCUCCACCCUGCUGGAAAGUUUUCUGCGAGAGGAUCUUGGCAAUCCCAGCGAAUCUUCCCCAUUUCUGCAGGGCCGCGCACUCUGGGCAGCAUCUCGGUUCUCGGCUGGUGUCCCAGGAGACAGAGUCGUUCCUUAUCUUGAGGCAGCUGUGCGGGGCUUGGCACCCGGGAAUCCUGUGCCAAUCAUGGUUGGCGCCUGCAGGGCGGUCUCUGAGUUCUGCCCAAGGAUCAACAAAGACAUCCUGCGUCAGUGCCUGCCCGCCAUCUAUCAGGGAAUUGGUGGCCUUCUGCAGCAGGCAACCGAAGAGACCCUCCAUUUGGUCCUGGAGACGCUCCUUGUUGCUGUGAGGGGGGAUGCUGCAACUGCCGCAGCUAUGGAGCCAUCAGUGUCCCCUGCAGUCCUCAAUGUCUGGGCCGCUCAUGUGACGGAUCCGGUCAUCUCCGUUGAUGCUAGUGAUGUUAUCGAAGCCCUCGCUGAGAUUCCCGAGUGUGCCGAAUCGCUCGUUGCCAAUGCACUGCCUGCGCUGGCAAAAAUUUUGUCGAACCCUGACCAGCAGCCGUCAGGGAUGAUCGAGGGUGCAUUGGACAUGCUUACCAUGUUCUUGCUCAAGGCACCGGUGCACGUAGUGCGCAACAUGUACGAGACAUGUUUCACUGCUGUGUCGUUGUUGGCGAUGAAGAGCGAUGACAAUGGGGAACUGCAGUCAGCAGCGGAGUGUCUGGCGGGCUUCCUGCGGGCAGCAGGUCCAGGUAUCCUGGAAUGGGACACAUGUGGGCCCGAUGCCACGCUGAAGCGUCUGCUGGAAGUUUGUGCGAGGCUGUUGACGCCAGAUCUGGAUGCUUCAGCAGCCCUGUACGUAGGCAACCUUCUUGUUCAGUUGCUGCGCCAACUUCCGGGAUUGAUGGCCCCCCAUCUGCAGAACCUUGUCAGAGCAUUGACAAUCAGGAUGUCGAGUCGGAGCACCCCCAAUUUGGAAGCGGCGCUCAUCCUUGUGUUCGCACGGCUGGUCCACAUGAGUGUUCCAAAUGUUGGCCAGUUUCUGGACCUGCUAAGUUCAGUGCCAGUCGACGGGCAUGGGAAUGCACUCUCCUUUGUGCUGUCGCACUGGGUUGAGCAAGAGGAUCUUCUCCAUGGGGAGUAUCAGAUGAAGGUGGCUUACACGGCACUGGCUCUCAUUCUUGCAUCGCGCGAUCCCAGGAUGGCUGCUGUGCAAGUCAAGGGUCAGAUGGUAAAAAACGCAGAAAAAAGUGGCAUCGUCACCCGAUCAAAGUCGCGAUCCUCACCGGAGCAGUGGACGACCGUGUCGCUCCCGUCAAAGAUUCUAGCCAUUCUCGCAGACGCUCUCAAUGGGACACAGGAGGGGGCAGGUGUUGGAUUGAUUGGAGACGAGGAGUGGGACGAGGCCGGCGAUGACGAUGAGCUAGACGAUCAAGAUGCUGAAGUCGUAGAAGAGCACCAGAGAAUUUCAGGUGCAGAAACAGGCAAAUCAGUUUUCCAACCUGCCGAAGCGUUGAAGGGACUCCUGUCGGACGUGCUCGAGGACGGCGACUUCUUUGAAGACCCAGAUGCUGCCAAUGAUCCGAUUAACAAGAUCGACCUCGCAGUGUACCUGAAGGAAGCUAUUAAGCAAUUCGCUUUGCAGGACAAACAUGCAUUCGAAGAGCUUUGCAAGCAGCUGACCGAAGCGCAGAAGUCGGUUGUGUAUGGGGCAGUUCAGACGGCAGCCGCCUGAGUUUUUGAGUGAAAAAACUGUGGUACACUUGCCGCUAUCUGCGUACACUUGCUCUUCAGGCAUCGCUGUAACCUCAAAGCCUGUGUCGCCUCAUUGUUGUUCCUCCCGGCUACUUCUACUCUUCCCAUGAGAACCCACCCCUUCACACCUUCACAGAUGGGAUACCUGGGAUACCAAGUCCCCAAGUAUGCCUAUCAUAACUGAGUACCUAUGGUACGGAGGAGGAGGAUGUACGUCUUCAAUCUGAGCGAGUGCACAUGCCAGAGAAGGGCGAGCUCCCCUGUGCGUUUAUCGUUCAGCCUCCAUACAAUUUCGCCGUCUUGCACCACCUAUCAUCUCUUUUCCCCCGGAUAAAACGUAAGUCAUUAUUCCCCUAUCUAGAAUGGAAGUUGCCGCAAAUACAGCUAUGAUGACUGGUCGUUCUAUUUGGGGAACCUGGUCCUCAGAACAUGGAACCAGAUCCUCAGAGUGUGAAACCUGGUCCUCGCCUCGGUUCUCAGAGUGUGGAAUCCAGUCCUCAGAACCUAGAACCAGAUCCUCUGAGUGCGGAACCUGGUACGCAGAACCUGGAACCAGAUCCUCUGAGUGUGGAACCUGGUCCUCAGAUUCUUGAACCACCAGAUCCUCUGAGUGUGGAACCUGGUCCUCAGAACCUGGAACCAGAUCCUUGUGGAACCUGAUCCUCAGAACCUGAAACCAGGUCCUCAGAUUCUUGAACCAGGUCCAUGGAAUGGGCAACUUGGUCCUCAGAAUCUUGGGUCCGUGGUUCUCAGAGAGUGGAGUGUGGUCCUCAGAGCCUGGAACCAGGCCCUUAGAGUGUGGGACUUCGUUCGUGGUGGAACUGGGCCCUCAAGGUGCAGAAGCUGGGCAUCAUAGUGGGAAAUCUGGUCCUCAGUGGGCGGAAGCCGGUGCACUGGAGUGCGGAAGCGGCUCCUCACUAUCUCACUACUACUAUGGUCUACCGGAUGGAACAGCAGCUGACUACAGAUGGCGAUUAAGGCGCAUGGGUGGGAGAGAGGAAGCAGGCAUUUUCCUGACAAAGGAAUGACCUUGCAUUUGUUUUGUUUUUUUGAAAGAAUUGGAUAGUGUAUGUAGGAGUAUGUAGCGGAACCAACUUGCCUAGCUCAGUCGGUACACCCAUGAACUGUUGAUAUACAGACCUGAGUUGGAAUCCAGAUGCAACCAGAUGUUUGGAUGGUAUGCAGUUCAGCAUCUUGUAGUAUGAGAGAGAGAGAGAGAGAGAGAGAGAGAGAGAGAGAGAGAGGUUGGGAGCACAUUGAAACGGAGAGGUGGGUGGCGGGCAGGUGAUGUGGAGGGGCUGUUUUUUCUCAGCCAUAGUCCACAAGCCUUCUCCUUUCUUUUCGCCGGCUUCCGUAUUUUUGGAGUUAUUUUUGUCCUUGUCAUCCAUGGGAGAGAGAGAGGAGUACGUAGGUCAUCUCUGUUGUUGUUGUUGUUGUUGUUGUUGUGGAGUUUGCGGAUCUUUUCUUACUUCUGUUUUUGACAGGGUUGACAUCAACGCUUUGCGGCAUCCUCAGCUUUGGAUUUUCUCUGCUCUUUGACAUGCGCAGAGUCCAUCUCUGUUGUUGUUUUGGAGUUCGUUUUCGCCUUUUUGUUUGCUUCUUUUUCCUAAGUUUUUCACGGUUUGGCUUCGAUGCGCCAAGGAAGCGAAAGGGAUGUGUGUUCUCUUUUCCUUCUUCGAUUGGUGAUAGGCAUAUCAGAGUUUUUUCUGCUCUUCGACAUGUGCAGAGUACA
Messenger RNA from Chara braunii, 4969 nucleotides. The record is from the annotation of a GenBank genome assembly. NCBI's taxonomy places the organism in Eukaryota, Viridiplantae, Streptophyta, Charophyceae, Charales, Characeae.